CGUUCGCGACCCGCACAUAGACAAUUUUCCUUUAGCUUCUGAGUCUCGGUGACGACGAGAUUCCUGAAGCCCAGGAAACUCGAAAACUGGAUAAUAACAAUUGAAUCGACUCUUUCAAAGACAACGGUAUUUGUGACUUUCGCAUUUCCGAGCUCUGUGGCCGUUGCUGAGAUCUCCGGCUGUUUUGAGCCCAUCAAAACGCGGAGGAGAUCCUUAGAGCUCUUGGAGUAAGACUUCGGCGAGCGAGCGAAGGAGGAGGAGGAGGAGGAGCUUUGGCCGCGAGGGCUGCGUGCGAGGAUGGUAGUGAGGCAGCGGGGAGCCUUGGUGCGGAAAGAGCAUCGCCUGCUGGAGGUCGAGUCUCCUCUCGACCUGGCCCUCUGAGGUCCAGGCCUGAGGACCUCCCGUGGCGUCCUCGGCGGGACGAGGGGCACCUGUGAUUGGGUCUACUGGCAGGACCUUUGCAAGGACCUUUUUGUUUUCUUCGGAGAGAUAGUGAAAGAGUCUUCAGGAUGGUGGGCCGACUGAUGGUUGAGGACGAAUACACGAUCAACGUGAAAGUGCGUCGCCCGCUGGGGGAGGAGGCGUGCCUGGCCCCGCCCACGAUCACCAUCACACCUGAAUCGUCCCUCAUCACCCUCACGCCGCCCGACAACUCUACCCUCACCUACGCCCACGCCUCCAAGAGUGUCAAUGGCUCGCCGCCCAUGGCAGUUGGCUGCAGCACUCUGCCCCGCAGCUCCGCCUCCUCGCGCGGUUCCUGGGCCACGCUGCCGCACCCGAGCCGCCUCGCCGCCGGCGCCAAGCCCAGCGGCAGCGGCCUCGAAGUGGCGCUCGCCAGCAAGGCGGACCCGCCCGCCAGCAACUACGUGGGCCUCUCCCUAAAUAAGAGCCUGGGGAAGCAAGUGUACGACGGCGAAGAGGCUCUGGCACUCCGGCAGCAGCAGAUCAUGCCGCCGCCGCCCCCUGAGCGCCGCGCGCCCCCAGGGCCGCUGCCACUGACGGCGCCGCUGUCGCCGUGCUCACCGGACCUGCCUCUGUCCCCUCCAGCCAGCGUGACGCACGGCUGCUUGCCGCUCCCCAUCAUCCAGGUCUUCGCCGACGACAGCAGUCACGUGGCCACUAACCGGUUCGUCGCGCCCCCGAAGGCAGUGUCCCCGCACGAGGGCGUGAGGCGGCAGGGCUCUCCUCGGCCCGUCGAUCGCGCGGCCAGCCACACUGCCGCAGGCUGCCUGUAUGUGCCGCGGAUUCCCGAGCACUGCAAGUCAGACAACGGCAUACUGUACGUGCCGCCCGUGGACGAGCAGAACCUGCGGCAGUCCAAGAAGGACGGGCCGCCGGCCAAAGGGAACUCGCGGCGCAAGAAGGCCAUCGAGGCCAGCCCAGACUCGCAGGGGCUGACGCCGACCGGGGCGCCCGCUCUCCUCCCCGGCAGGGAGCGCACCUCCCCAGACGUCUCGGCACGGUCGCCCCCGGACGCCGUGCCCCCGAGGACGGCCUCCUCCAAGGCUGCCGCUCGGGCCCUUCUGGCUGGCGUCUUGGGACCCCGGAUGGACCUCGCUUCGCCCGACGGCCGCGGCUGCAACGCGCUCAACAGCAACCGCAACUACUGCAACAUCGAGUUUCGAUCCCCGUCUCCCCGCCAGACCUUGCGUCAGAUUUGUUACAACAACGACGACGACGACGAAGACAGCGCCAACAACAACCGCAACAACCAGUACUUGACUGAGGAAUCCUACAACAACAGCCUGAACACCUACAAAAGCAACCGGACAUCCCCCUUCAGCAGCCCCGGCAAGCGUUCGCCAGAGCAAGAAGGUGAACGUGUCGUGGAAGUGUAUGGAGGGGUGACAAACCACGCCCACGCGCCGCCCACGACCGUGAGUGGGCGUAGCGGCCAUGUCGACCCGGCACACCCACAGCUGGUAGACCCCGCCCUCCUCACCUCGCUAGAUCUGGAGAGUGACCACGCCGCCCCCGCCCACGAGAUGUUGGUGACAGACGCCCCCCACUCAACGCGCCCGCAUGACCUCAACCACAACAACCACGCCUUCGGGCACAAGUCCUCAGAGGACCACGUGAGUGGGCGCGCAGCUAAGUACAUGGUGACGGAGUCGGGCGACCUGGCCGGCCACGACAACUAUGCCUUCGACCACGACAUCCUCUCGGGCCAGGACAACUACGGCUACGACCCCGGCUACAGCUCCGAGAGGUCCCCGGAGGACGAGGAGGGGCCGCCCCUCUACUGCUCUUCCUCCUCGCCCGCCUCCUCCUCCGCCACCGUCGCCGCCCAGCGAGAGAGGAGCCCCAGGGAACCGAGGGACCGCAACUCGCUGAAGGUGGCCCCGGGGGAGAUCAUUAACACCCUGGAGGUCAUGCGGCUGGUUCCCUUCAUCAGCGAAAGUACAACUUUCCAAGUGACGGUGAUCAAGAACCUCCGAGGCCUGGGCUUGGCCGUGACGGGCGGCAUCGAGUGCGACCUCCCGUACGCAGGCCUCAUACGCAUCAAGAAGCUCUACCCGCAGACGCCGGCCUGGCUCUGCGGUCAGCUGGAGGUGGGGGACAUUCUCCUGCAGGCCAAUGACAAUCCAUUAACAGGACUGACGAGUCACGAGGCAUUAGAAAUGCUCCGCACCGUCGGCCAGGAGGUGACUCUGGAGAUCUGCCGGCCGCCCCCUGGCACCAUGGGGGACGGCGAGGACCUCCCUGACGGCGGCAACACUCUCGGCGUCGUGAGCACCAGCCUCACCACGCCAAACACUAGUCACAACUACCUCUCCCCAUCGCCUUCCUUCUCCUCGUGUGGGGAGUUCGAGGUGCAGCUAACCAAAGUUGCAGGUUCCUUAGGCUUUACACUGCGCAAACAAGACAACAGUAUCUUGGGGCACACCAUUCGGAGUCUGGUCAAGGAGCCUGCAAUUUCAGAUGGCAGAUUACGACCCGGAGAUAAGAUUAUCUCAGUCAACAACACCGAUAUGUGUAGCCUGAGUCAUGAAGAAGCGAUAGGUUUCUUACGCACAUGUCCUGAGACUGUUACUCUUAGAUUGUAUAGGGAUGCCAUGCAAACGCCAGUGUCGCCAGUCUCCCCCACGGAACCUGACAUCCUCGCGAAGCCUAAGCCUCUGCGCAAAGAAGCCAGGGACAUGCUCAGUGACUUGGCUUUCAGAAAGCAGUCUCCCAGCAAUUCGCCUAGCUUAGCUGGGGCCUCGGGAUCCCCGGGGACACCCAGAAGACGUAGGCUCCAGAAGACCCCGAGUCCAGAUAUCAAGAGUGUAGUCAUAGAUAGAUGGGACUCGUUGGUGAGAAAAACCGAAGAAUCUCUGCCUGGUACUCCAACUCUCGAAAAGAAAACGUCGCUCAACAGCAUACGAGAGACGGAGCACGAGGCCUCCCCGUUCGGCGACAGCCAGACGGACGACUCCCUCUCCACCACCAUCCGCUCACGAAACUCGUCCGCGUCGUCGUCCUCGCUCACCGCCUCAAACUCCGAGUCGAGACCGAAGAGACCCAGCUUCCUCGACCUGAGCAACGGGCGUGGCUGUCCCCGCAAGACACAGUUCACGCCCCCGCACGAGGUAGACCGGUCGUUUCCAUCCCCGCUCGGAGGUAAUUACCCGUCGGCUGACUCGCUUGACUCUGCCCCCCAGUUGACCUCAGCUCACAGUGAUACCCCAGCCUUCUCCCACCUCCAGCAAGGGUAUCAGAGUGUUAACCUUGGAGCCCUCCACCCUCACGAAGACUCCAGACUAACCAACACAACCUCAGACCAUAACAUUAGCAGCCACGAUACUGACGGUCCCCAGCAGAGUGGUCUACUAAAGUGGAAGGGAAUUGUCUUUACCCCCGAAGAGGAAGACACUCAGUCACUAGAGGAGUCACUUCAACAAGAGGGGGAUCGUGAAGGGUCACCUCAGUCACACAAACCGAAGAUGGUGACAAUAGAGCUUAACCGCGGAUGGAACAGUCGUCUAGGCUUUUCGUUGCAACCAAAGGGGGAGAACACUGUUAUCAAGGCCAUAUAUGCAGACAGUGUUGCAGCCAAAGAUGGACGACUGAAAAUGGGGGAUAUUGUUGUAAAGGUGAAUGGCAUUGACGUGGUAGGAUGGGAAACUGAAUCUGUAAUUGAUCUGCUUCGUAAGACAAGAGGGAAAAUUUCGGUCACUGUUCUUCAACCACUAAGUUGAACCCAAGCCUACUAAUGGUAGAGACACCUGAAAAAUCGUCUCAAGAUGCCUGUCUUCAGCUCUUUUCGAAGAUUGUUGCAUUUGCUCCUUCAGUUAUCUUGUUCCUGAUCCACGAAUAUGUAUCAAAGGAUCAGCUUAACCUAAGGCUUCAGUUGUUCAGAUCUAAUUUCAAGGCAGCUAAGGCUUCUAUUUACUAAUUCUUAAUACUGUGUUAUUAACGAAUUUUAAAAGUUCAUCUCAUUUCUCUAUCUCUAGACUAAGAAGUCGAAUACCCUCUUGCCAUUAUUGAAGCUUUGCCUCUUUAGCUCUGUUAUUCUCGAAUCUUCUUGCAUGAACGUUAUAUUGCUCAUUAAUAGGCGUCACGGCCCCUCGAACCCAAUGCUAAGUGAUGUAAACCUGGUCAGCCAGCAGGAGAGAGUUCUAGUUAUGAGAGUUGCCAAUAGUUCUUGCAGAAGGUCGUGUCGCAUAUAUAUUGUGUACAAAUGUUCCAUUUAAACAUAUAUUUAAAAAAUAUGAAGCUUUUAUCUAUGAUGUAGGCAGUAUUUAUGCAGUGACCUUUUAAAGCUUUAUGCCAGAUACUUGUUAGCUAUUACUGCUGCACUUCUCUUUUAGUGUAGUUUUAAAACUCACAGUAAAAAUACAAAAAAAUGUAUAUUAUCCCAACAUAGAGCUGCAUAUGUUUAAUUGUUUUUACCAUUGUUGUUAUUUAAUUUUUGCCAGUUGUAAACUAAUGUGUUUACUUGUUUAUGACAAUGACUGUGAGUACUCAAGACUUAGUGAGAGCAGGGCCUCACUUGGGACUCCCUGUGUAAUAGACAAGCUUGUGCCAAAGAUAAUAACUGUAUAACAAUGUACGGUAAAGAGCAGUCAAAGUCAGCUGAUUUUAAAACAACAUUUAAUCAUCAGUACUUACGUGCCAUUCAUUGAAUGAUAUUCGAAGUCAACAUUCCAAUAGAGAACUUAAUCUAAUUUGUUUGCCUCUUGACUGAGGAGCCAAUUGUCUUUCACCUUCAUCCCCUAUGACACAGUCAAGAUACAUUAGAGUUUAGAUACUCCAGGAAAAGGAUAGUUUUUGCGGGUAGCGGAACUCUCCUGCUAAAGAUGGCAUCUAAUUGUUAAUUUAUUAUGGAUGUGUCAUGUAACCUGAACCAUCCGUUAUAGGAAGGUCAUGAUUGUGUUAUAAAAUGUUAUAAAACUGUAUUUUAGAACUGUCACCAAGUCUGUAUAUAUAAAUAAAUAAAAUAUAUUUCCUGUAUUA
Penaeus monodon (black tiger shrimp) is the source of this 5439-nucleotide messenger RNA. RefSeq lists its product as uncharacterized. Gene Ontology annotation, molecular function: protein binding. Bases 510 to 4181 code for a protein of 1223 amino acids. Lineage: Eukaryota; Metazoa; Arthropoda; Malacostraca; Decapoda; Penaeidae. The record is from RefSeq and is a predicted model, not a curated record. The transcript is spliced from 12 exons.